GCGGCGGAAGUUCUCUCUUUAGGUCCUGCAGACUGGGCGAGAUGAUGUCUCCCGGGUCGUGGCGGCUCUGCGUCCUCCUGUGCAACCUGCUGCUGGGGCAGGCGGUGGCCCCAAACCCCGUGGAAACGUCAGAGGGGAGCCGGCCGUAUGCGGUGCUGCGCGGGCAGAACCUCGUGCUGUUGGGGACCAUUUUCAGCGUCCUGCUGGUGGCCAUUAUCCUCAUGGCGUUUUGCGUCUACAAGCCCAUCCGGCGCCGGUGACUGCCUCUGGGAACAGCCCAUGUGGUGUUGCUCAAGGGCCAGUGGAGAAGUUGGAAUCAGACCUCGCUGGUGACCUCUGGUGUGGACAGUUAGUGAAUGCUAAAGGAUUUGGAGAAACCUCACCUAGUGAUGUUUGUUUGUUUUGUUUCCCUUCCCCCAUAACACUGUGAUGCAGAUAACGGGCCAUGAGGCUGCUUCUCAGUACUUCUUGUAAUCACUGUUAUGAAGUGAGCCUGCAGCUAGCUCCAAGGGUCAGUGGAAGCGCCCUGCACAGUACUAACCGCUAAGGUUCGAUAUGACAGCGAGAAGACGACGUGUCGAGUGGAUGCAAUCCCUGCUUCAGAGCCGCACGGCUGCCAGUGCCUUUCCCCGCAUCCUGUAGAUC
This is a messenger RNA of Ochotona princeps (American pika), 645 nucleotides long. It is a transcript of the gene C29H12orf76, whose product is annotated as chromosome 29 C12orf76 homolog. The coding region runs from base 42 to 260 and encodes 72 amino acids. The record is from RefSeq and is a predicted model, not a curated record. Lineage: Eukaryota; Metazoa; Chordata; Mammalia; Lagomorpha; Ochotonidae. The transcript is spliced from 2 exons.